Zingiber officinale is the source of this 1266-nucleotide messenger RNA. RefSeq names its product probable F-box protein At4g22030. Lineage: Eukaryota; Viridiplantae; Streptophyta; Magnoliopsida; Zingiberales; Zingiberaceae. The transcript has a single exon. Bases 1 to 1266 code for a protein of 421 amino acids. The record is from RefSeq and is a predicted model, not a curated record.
AUGGCAACUGUUGGAAUCCACAAUUUGCAGUCGUCUUCAUCAUCUCGCCCGAGAAUUCAUGCUUCUCUUAAUCCCCCAUCCAAUUUUCGACCCCAAAGCAUCUAUCUCCGGCAAGUAGCCAACAAGAUCAAGGUCGAGGAACUCAUGCUGAGACAACACAACGCGGCCACCAUCACCACCAUAAGAUCCGCUGCGGAUCGCCGGGACAACGACUCGGUUGCCAAGCUUCUGGCCAUAGCCGAGGCAGUCGCCGACCGUGCCAACAUGCACUCCAUCAUCGGAGCGCAGAGGAACAACUGGAACCACCUCCUCACCAACUCCAUCAACUCCAUCGCCCUCAUCGGCUCCCUCAUGGCCGGCCUCUCCGCCGUGCCCGUCGACGCAGCGAUUCCGCAGCUUUCGGCGCUCAAGAUCUCCUCCAUGCUCCUGUUCGGCGUCGCCACCGGAAUGAUGGUGAUAGUGAACAAGAUCCAGCCCUCGCAGCUCGCCGAGGAGCAGAGGAAGGCCACGUGGAUGUGGAAGCAACUGGAGAGGUCGAUCCAGGACGGCCUCUCCCUGCGUGCGCCGGCGGAGGCUGACGUGGCGGAGGCGAUGAGCAAGGUGCUGGCCCUCGAGAAGGCUUACCCCCUGCCCCUGCUCCCCGGCAUGCUCGACAAGUUCCCCAAGACGGUGGAGCCGAGUCGCUGGUGGCCGGAGCCACCAUGUCCGAGGGAGAAAGAAGCCCACCCAGCGCGCGAAACCAUGGACAAGAACGGGUGGAGCAAAGAGUUGGAAGAAGAGCUGGAGGGCCUCCUCAAGGUCUUGAAGGUGAAGGACGAGGGACAAUACGUGAAGCUCGGGAAGGUGAUCCUCCGCUUCAACAGGGCUUUAGCCACCGCAGGGCCGGCCUUCGGCGGACUGGCUUUAACGGGGUCGGCUUUGAUAGGCACGUCAGCGCUGGGGGCGCUUCCCGUGCUGCUCGCGGUGGUCGGCGGCUCGCUGGCGGCGGUGGUGAACACGCUGGAGCACGCGGGGCAGGUGGGGAUGCUGUUCGAGCUGUUGAGGAACAACGCCGGCUUCUACAAGUGGCUGCAGGAGGAGAUCGAGAUGAACCUGAGGGAGGAGGAUGUGGAGAAGAGGGAGAACGGCGAGCUGCUGAAGUUGAAGUUGGCAUUGCAACUGGGAAGAAGCACGUCGGAGUUCCAAGACUUUGCCGAGUAUGCCUCUCCUUCCUGCAAAGAGGAGGACGUCGAUGGUUUUAAAGGCUUCGCCGGAAAACUCUUCUGA